AUGCGCAGGAAAUACGCGCAGCCCGUCCUGCCUACCCUGUAUUUCAAGGAUGGAAACCUCUCGAUUCCGGGGUAUACUUUUGAGAAGGCGGUCCUGUGGGAUGAUACUGGCAGCAUGACCAUGCUCGUGGAGGGCACAAGCUUGAAGGACGGAGCUAGUGUCUUGGCCAAGAUCGUCCCCGCCCAUUCCAAUGCAUCCAUGCUCCUCGAGCGCGAGGCUCAUAUUCUUGAGCGCAUGGCGACAACCCCCGAGUCGUCAAGUACAACGUUACGGAUGAUUGAUUUUUUCUCCAUCCCGCGCGUCAAUGGCGAUUGUGUCGUGCUUCUUCUGAAUCACCCAGGUCUCAACGUUCUAGGACGUUAUUUUCCAUCCCACAAAGUCAAUGACCUACUGCUCGGCGACAUCUCGCGCGUGCGACCAGCACCAUCGCACACAGAUAUACUUAUGAUGGGUACGGAGGAGCCGUAUACCGUGGAGGAAAUGGAAGCCAUAGAAAUUAUGGAUUUGGCGUCGUUCCUUGAAUUUGCUAUCCAAGCAACACAUUGUCUCGAGAUGAUGCACAGAAUCGGGUUGAUACAUCGUGAAGGCGAGUUGUGUAUCCACCACAUCCCAGAGCCAGUACGCGCUAAUGCGUUCCAUCUCAAUGCCCACAGCGGCCUCGUGCGCAUAGUGCAUUUCGGCAAUCGCGCGGUCUCGUUAGAGCAAUUUGGCGUGCCGUCCGCAUUUGUUCUCCGUGCAGACGCCUUCGAGGAGGUCAAGAAGCUCAAGGUUAAAGAGGCGCUCUGUUAUCUUGCGCCUGAACAGACCGGAGGCAUGGAGGCGUUGAACGAGGACCACAGAACAGAUCUAUAUUCGCUCGGAAUUAUGUUCUGGACGUUACUUGUUGGCCGAGGGACCAUGCCGUUUGAAGGCGGACCUUUGGAGCUACUGCACGCUAUCGUGCAGAAGCGUCCGAUGCCCGUGCAUGAAGUCCGCAGGGACAUACCACAAGUACUAGCCCUCAUAAUCGACAAGCUCUUAAUGAAGAAUCCUGACGCUCGAUAUCAGAGUGCAUACGGGCUAAAGGCAGAUCUUCUUCAAUGUCAGAGACUGCUUCUGAGAGCAGUGACAAUAUCUUCGGAUCAAUCGACGGAAGAAUUCACGAUUCCCAGCCCAUUGUUCGGACGUGAGAAGGAGCUCGAAACAAUACGAAACAUCAUCCGUCAUACGUCCACAUCGUACUCGCGUCACAUUGGCUCCCCGCACGGCUCGAUCGUCGUUAGCUCUUCGGAUAGCGCAGGCGCAACGAACGAUGAUCCAAGCGACUCGCGCUCCUCAAGCGACGCUUCCAUGCAGACGCCGAUGUCGACGACAGGUGAUGGCUUCAGUCCACGACUAUCUUCAUUGAAAGCAUCAGAGGCAUCGGUGACGACGAUGAGCAUGAGCCCUGGAGUGUCCGGCAGCGAUGGGCUUAGAAGAGUGGCGUUGGCGCCAUCGUCGGGUCGGGCUAGGACGCAUGCAGUCAUCGUACUCGGGCCGCCAGGAGCUGGCAAGAGUUCUCUCAUCCUUGCGAAUCAAGCGAAGUGGAGAUCGCACGGGUUGUGGGGCCAGGCGAGAUUUUCCGACGUAGAGGCGGCACCUUUCGCAUCAUUGCGGCAGCUGGGUCCUCAGCUGCGGAACGUGCCACUGCUCUACGAAGGUGCACCUGAGCUGCGCGACAUCUUGAGCCUCUUCGACAUCUUUAUCGAGGCGCCCCAGGAGGUGCUGGAGACUCACGAGCUACGCGCGCGUUUCCAGAGUCUCUUCAAAAGCGUGUUUCAAGUGUUAUCUGAGACACGUUUGUUCGCGUUGCUCUUGGACGAUCUGCACGAUGCGAGCGACUCGUCAUUGGAUCUGAUCAACGCGCUUGUCAACUCCCGAACUCGCAUCCUCGUCUUUGCCACUGUGCGUUCAGACAAGCCUGAGAUGGUUGACAAGAUCCGCGCGACGUUCACAAGCCGCUCCACCACAUGGGUCAAUCUAGAGCCACUGACGUACUCCGCAAUAUCCACGUUGGUCGCGCGAACCCUCCGUCGACCAAAGGAGGAGUGCGCGAGCUUGUCGCGACUAGUCCUUGUAGCGUCUCUCGGCAACGCAUUCUCUGCGAGAAACAUCCUUAUGACCCUACAAAGACAGCAUCAUAUCACGUUCAACUGGGACAAAAACCAUUGGGAGUACGAUAUAUCCACCAUCGAACCGAGCUUUCACGACAAGAAGAUCAUUGCGGACCCGAGUGAUCUGUCCUACCUGAUCAACCAUUUCCGAGAGCUGCCGGAAGACGCCAGGAAGUACCUCAUCUGGGCGUCGUUUUUUGGACCAACCUUCAAGAUCGCGGAGGUUGCUCUCAUGAUGGAUUGGGAAGACACAAGCCUGAGUAGUAGCAGUAGCAGCGAAGAGGAGCAUGACGAUAUGUGGGACGUUUCGAAGGCGGUGUCGACCAUCAGUGACAACGUGCAUUCCUCGACCAGCAGGCGGUCCAUUCGCGGCCUUCAGAAUGCGAUCGCAGAGGGCUGGCUUGUUCAGCGCGCUCGAGAUAUGUGCAGCUUCGCCCACGAUCGCUAUCGUCAAGCAGCUCAGGCAGAGCUGGAAGACAUCCCAGAGGACGCAGUAUCUAAGAUGUCUUUCAGAAUUAUUCUGAUGAUGUUUCACGAGGCUACGCCUGAUGUGUAUCGUAUAGCAGAGCAUGCGAAGAGGUGUCUGCCUCUCCUGCGGGAGCAUGCAAAACGCGACGAGCUCCUAGAGCUGUCAAUAGAUGCCGGUGACUCUGCUAGAGCACGUGGCGCGCAUGAGUUGGCUCUGCAAUCGUACAUCAACGCCCAAUCAUUACUUGAUAACCAAUCCUGGGUGAACGAUCCUCAGAGGACUUGCUCGCUCUAUCUGAAGCUCGCUGAGCUGUACACAUGGAAAGGUGCAUUCGCGCAAUCCGACGAGCUGGUGUUACAGUGCCUGGAGCAUGCAGAUGACAUCGAGAGCAAGGUCAGGAUGUUACGUCUUCGGUCAAAGAAUCACUGGAUGCGCGGCAAUUACAAGGCCGCUCUCAGUGACACUCUUACUGGACUGCACCUCCUCGGUGUAGACGUGAACUCUGCACCGAGCAGACGUGAGGCAGAUGUUAUGUUCGAGCAAGUCAAGAACGAGAUCCUCGCUGUUGGCUUCGACGAGAUACUGUCCAUCCCUCGCGCGCGAGACUCUCGAACUGAUCUUGCUAUCGCGUUGCUGAAUGACGCCGGUCACAAUGCAUAUUGGAGCACUGGCGAAGGGUUCUCAGAUGUCAUCGGGCUUACUACGGUGCAAUUGGCCUUACGCUCGGGAAUGUGUCCUGGGACUGCCCUCGGAUUCUUCUGGGCGCUCGGAGGCUUCUCAGCGGCAGCCGAACGAAGGGAGUUGUAUCGAUUCUCUGCAGACUUGGGGAGACUCGCGUUGCGUAUAGCCGACGAAUUUGGCACCAGUUACGAGAAAUGUCGCGCACUGGUCUUAUUCUCCUCGAUGGUAUCUGGUUUUGACAACGUGCACAUCCGUGCCAAUCUAGCACGACUAGAGGAAGCAAUGAAGUACGGGCAAAGCGCGGGAGACAAAAUCUUUACGAGUUUUGCCAGCGUCCAUCUGAUGCAGACCCGUUUGUGGAUUUGCGACCAUGUCAGCGAACUUGUCAUUGCAGCCGAGGAGUCCUUGACCGAUGUCUCUCAAUGGGCUCCAAGUGGAGACCUCGGACUUAUCGCGCAAGGAGUUCUGAACUGUGUCCGAGCUAUUGGCGGUUACACCUAUGCAGAUUCUGCCGAGACCGUGUUCGACACUGACACAUUCAAAGAGGCUGAGUAUUUGGCACGUGCAUCGGAAAGCUCGGGUAAUCCCGAAGUGACGAUAACUUGGUGGGUGUACGACUCCUAUAAGGUUGUGAGCUUUUUUUGUCUGGGAUUUGCAAGAGAGGCUGCUUCACUUGGCUUCUCAAUAUAUGAGUCGCGAGAUAAGCAUCCAAACCACAGGCAUACGCGUUAUGCUCUAUUCUUUCACAAUCUAGCCCUCAUUCAAUGUAUCCGUGAAGGGAUUAUAGACGCACAAACUCGCAACCAAUAUUUGAGACAAGUUGAACUUAACCAAGCAUACGUCCGAAAGUGGUUGUCCCCUAGUCCUGUAAACACAAGUGCCUGGGUUGCUCUCGUGGACGCAGAGAUGGCAUCUCUUCUCAAUGGCACAGAGGCAUUCAAGCUCUACGAUGUUGCUGUCAAACUCGCUGUCAAUAAUGACUGGUUGCUGGAAAGCGGCUGGGCGAUGUUCUUGCAAGGGAGUCACUUUGUGCGGUGCGGAGUCGAAGGGCUGGGAAGCGAACUUCAGCGCAGGGGUAUUGCACGCCAGGCUCAGUGGGGGGCGAAGGGUAUAGUGAAUUAUCUAUCUUCCCGUCUGGACACGCGGGCACAUUUUGCUUUGAAAAGGCAUAUUUUUUCUGCAGAUGUUGCGGUGCAAACGGAUGGUGUGGUCAUGACUUCAUCCAGCCCGCGCUCGCCUGGCGUAUAUGAGCGCAAAGCCGAGCAGACCGAAGAGGAUGAAAUCUCGUCUUUAACUGCACCGGACCUCGCAUCAAUACUCAAAUGGAGCAAGGAGAUCUCGAGCGAUAUCAACCUCCCGAUGGCCUUGCAACGAUUGACGGAGAUUGCCACAGGUAGACCUGAAUAUCUGGAUGUCAAGGUCAACAUGCUCACCUUACAUUCAGAAAACUCGGGCAGCCAGUACACAUGCGUUGUUAUUGCCCGAGAGGCUGGCGAUUAUACAGUCGCAACCAGCAAGGCUCCGCCUGAGGCUUGUCAGAUGCAUGAGAAUCCGAUACCUAUCAGGGCAAUUUCAGAUCCAUUACAGAGGGCGAUCAUUCACCACGCUCUGAAUACUAAGGAACGAAUCUACUAUGAAGAUGUUUCUACAGAGCCUCGAUUCUCGUCAGAAGCGCAGCAAAGUGCCUACCGGUCGGUCAUUUGCUUACCUAUCUUCAGCAACCGCGGCCAGACCUUUGGGGCCGUCUAUUUGGCGUCCAAAUAUGCGUUCUCGCCGAAUACAGUCGCUAUCCUUACUUUACUCUGCCAGCAAGCCAGUAUUGGAAUUGCAAAUGCGCUUCUUUUUCGUUCCGUUCAAGCGGGAACGCGUGAGAAUUUGAAGAUGAUCGCUGCUCAGAGGGACGCCCUAGAGGCUGCUCGGAAGAGUAGAGAGGAUGCUCUGAAGGCAACGAAGAUCAAGAGCAACUUUCUCGCCUCUAUGAGUCAUGAGCUUCGAACACCCUUUAGUUCGUUUUAUGGGCUCCUCGAUAUUCUAAGUGGAACGGAACUCAAUCCUGGCCAAAGCGAGAUAGUGCAAACUGCGAAGCAAUCGUGCGAGCUUCUGCUCAAGAUAAUCGACUCCAUUCUGGACUACAGCAAGUUGGAGGCGUCCGGUUUUGCGAUGGAGAACAUGAUUGCAGAUUGCAUGGAACUUUUAUUGCCGAUGGCUGCCAAGAAGCUAGAUUUGUCAUACAAUAUUGAGCCAGACGUUCCGCCUUGGGUCAAAGCGGACUAUGCAAGAAUCCGGCAGGGUGAGAUCUCUUCACGUCUAAAGGGAUGUGUCGUUGAUGGCAUACGAACAGUCCUGAUGAAUCUCAUUGGCAAUGCUGUCAAGUUCACCGCAUACGGGUCGGUUCGUGUCAUUUGCUCGGUCGACAAGUCAACUCCUACUCCUCCCGGAGAAGCCAACUUGAAAUUUGUUAUUCAGGAUACGGGUAUCGGUUUGAGCUCUAGACGUUUCGGCGGAACAGGACUGGGUCUAUCUAUUUCUCGUCAAUUAGUCAAGCUCAUGGGUGGCGCAAUCGGCGUGCAGUCGGAGCUCGGUGUCGGAUCCGUAUUCUGGUUUACGCUCCCUGCCCUCGAGGAGAUCAGUCGUUUGAAGGCACUGUUAACAAACCCUCAUCCCCCUCGACUGCUCCCCCCACUUGCGCCGCUUAUGAGUCUAUCGGCGAUCAAGGAGGAAGAGGCAUUAGCACGUCGAAGCUUGUAUGGAAACGUGCUCGUGGCGGAAGAUAACCCAGUCGCUCAGAAGCUCCUGAUAGCACAGUUACAACGUUACCAGAUCAACGUUGUUGCUACAUCCAAUGGGGAAGAGGCAAUAGCUGAAUGGGAGAAGCAUGAACCAGGCUAUUUCAGUGUCGCACUCUUCGAUCAUCAUAUGCCAAUAUGCGACGGCGUCGAAGCAUCUAAGCGACUGCGAAUCAUGGAGAACAAGCGCAGAGUCCCGAUGGUAUUACCAAUCAUAGCACUCAGUGCUGACUGUCAGGAAUCGACAAAGCAGCUGUGCCUAAGCGCAGGUAUGAACGCUUUCUUCAGCAAGCCCCUCAAAAAAGGCGACUUGUUGACGCUACUUUCUUCAUUUGGCGAGUCCCUCGCGAGAACGAAUCCGGACCCCGAGACUCCAUCUCCGCCCCCAUAG
Molecule: messenger RNA, 6459 nt
Organism: Postia placenta MAD-698-R-SB12
Lineage: Eukaryota; Fungi; Basidiomycota; Agaricomycetes; Polyporales; Adustoporiaceae
Exons: 59
Coding region: 1-6459 (2152 amino acids)
Biological process (GO): phosphorelay signal transduction system; protein phosphorylation
Molecular function (GO): ATP binding; protein binding; phosphorelay sensor kinase activity
Source: RefSeq, a predicted model, not a curated record